This is a messenger RNA of Epithele typhae, 1020 nucleotides long. RefSeq names its product mitochondrial carrier. The coding region runs from base 1 to 1020 and encodes 339 amino acids. The transcript is spliced from 6 exons. The record is from RefSeq and is a predicted model, not a curated record. Gene Ontology annotation, molecular function: transmembrane transporter activity. Gene Ontology annotation, biological process: transport. NCBI's taxonomy places the organism in Eukaryota, Fungi, Basidiomycota, Agaricomycetes, Polyporales, Epitheliaceae.
AUGGCCGGAAUCGGGGACUUCUUUCUCCUCUUGAUCUGGCUUCCCGUUUCUCUCGCACUCUCGCUCACGGUGUCAGUCCCUCUUACGGGAGCUUUGGUUAGGCUCCGAGCGAACUACAACCCCAAAGCGCUUCAACUCGACACAGAGGGGAAUGUCAGUGUGCAUACAGGCCCAGUCGUCACUUCGUUCUUCGGAAUGCUGAGGCGUGUAUACCGCAUUGAGGGUUGGGCCGGCUUGUACAAGGGCCUCAUGCCCACCGCUCUAUCCACGUCGGUGGUCACUUUGUUCGCCGUCCUUACGCUGGACAGCCGCCAAAUUGCCCGCCAUGGGCGCGUUGACCCCGGUCCCGAGUCCAGUCUGCUUGCGAUGUUUAUGUUCGCCGUCUUCGGCAUGAUCAUCGCUCUACCGGCUGCUAUAAUCACCUACCGAGCCAUUGUAACGCCGUACCGACUCCCAUACCUCCGACCCAUGUUUUCUCUCCGCAUCCUCCUUACGCCAACGGAGCGCCGUCGUCCAUGGGUGUUGUACUUCACUCCCGGGCUUCUUUUGACCGAAGUUUUCCACAUCGCCUACACCGUGAUCAUACUGCAAGGAUCCCGAGCUCUGCUGCUAGGCGGCGAGACGUUUUCGCCGUUCAAGUUCGGUGUAUACGUCGCCAUUGAGAUGCUCAGCGUUGCUAUCAUCUGCCCCUUGGAAGUCAUGGCCACGAAGCUCGCUAUCCAACGCAAUCACUCGGCGUCCGAGUAUAACUCUGUGGAGCAAGAAGUGGAAGAUGAUGCCAUUGAGGCGCCGGAGUAUGCCGAGUACUCCGGACAAGAGGAGGAUGUGAUUGGGCUUCGUCACGAGAAGGACCCUUACGUCGGGUUCGUGGACUGCGUCAAGUGCAUCAUAGACGAGGAAGGAUGGCAGACGCUGUAUCGCGCUUGGUGGGUUUCGAUGGCUGCCGCGAUCCUGUCCGCGGUGGCGGCGGGUGUGGUGGCCGUAGACCCAUAUGGCACAGGUGCAGGUGCCGGCAACUAA